Molecule: messenger RNA, 298 nt
Organism: Gregarina niphandrodes
Lineage: Eukaryota; Apicomplexa; Conoidasida; Eugregarinorida; Gregarinidae
Exons: 2
Source: RefSeq, a predicted model, not a curated record
CAGCAAAGUAAUACAUGUAUCACAACGGUGUCCACAACGGUGUCCACAACGGUGUCCACAACGGUGUCCACAACGGUGUUCACAACGGUGUCCACAACGGUGUCCACAACGGUGUCCACAACGGUGUCCACAACGGCCUUCACCGAAACCUCGACCAAGGGUUCCACCAAAGCCUCCACCAAAGCCUCCACCAAAGCCUCCACCAAAGCCUCCACCAAAUCCUCCGCCAAAUCCUCGACCAAAUCCUCCGCCAAAUCCUCGACCAAAGCCAAGACCUCCAUUCUGGACCAGAUGUCCG